GUGUGUUAUCUCCUCUAGGUUCUGACUCCAGGAGGAGAUGUCCCCGUCCUCUGUAUUCCCAGGACUGUCCAGAGGAGAAGCUCCCAGAGAACCAUCAGAUGACAAAUCAGGGGGAAGAUCUGACUGAUAUUAAAGUGGAGGAUACAGAAGAGCGGAUGAUGGGAGAUCCCCUGUGUAAGAGUGAGGUGGAGGAGGACAUUCCAGGAGAUGUGACCACAGAAAAUCCCUGUGAGAAGCUUGAAGGAAACAUCAUGUUAUCUCUAGAUUAUAAAGAAGAUGAAGAUACCAUGCAGCGCUCUUCAGGAGAAAACUUCAUUACCUGUAAUGUACAUCCAGGACUUCACAGUGCAGAGUCAGCAAAUAAUUCCCCCAAGAAUGAGGAACUUUCUAAUGACCAAUCACAGAUUUUCCCAAGUCCAAAUCUAUCAUAUAAUCAUCCUAAACAUGAGGAAUCUUCUCCUGACCAAUCACAGAUUAUUACUCCAAAUAUAAGGCAGAAACGGGGUAAAAGGUUUAAUUGUGAGGAACAUGGAAAACAGUUCAGAUAUAAGUUAGAGCUUUCUAUACACAGAAGUCACACAGGAGACAAGCCAUAUUCAUGUUCAGAAUGUGGGAAAUGUUUUCCAUAUAAAUCACUGCUUUUAAGACAUGAGAAAAUUCACACAGGAGAGAAGCCGUAUUCAUGUUCAGAAUGUGGGAAAUGUUUUAACAAGAAGUCAAGUCUUGAUCAACACAAAAGACUUCACACAGGAGAGAAGCCAUAUUCUUGUUCAGAAUGUGAAAAAUGCUUUAACCAAAAAUCAAGCCUUGACCAACAUAAGAGAAUCCACACAGGAGAGAAGCCAUAUUCUUGUUCGGAGUGUAGGAAAUGUUUUACCAAGAAAUCAUAUCUUGAUAAUCAUAAAAGAAUUCACACAGGAGAGAAGCCAUAUUCAUGUUCAGAAUGUGGGAAGUGUGUUACCAAUAAAUCAAGUCUUGAACAACAUAAGAGAAUUCACACAGGAGAGAAGCCCUAUUCAUGUUCAGAAUGUGGGAAAUGUUUUAACAAGAAGUCAAGUUUUGAUCAACACAAAAGACUUCACACAGGAGAGAAGCCAUAUUCUUGUUCAGAAUGUGAGAAAUGCUUUAACCAGAAAUCAAGCCUUGAUCAACAUAAGAGAAUCCACACAGGAGAGAAGCCCUAUUCAUGUUCAGAAUGUGGAAAAUGUUUUAACAAUAAGUCAAGUUUUGAUCAACACAAAAGACUUCACACAGGAGAGAAGCCAUAUUCUUGUUCAGAAUGUGAGAAAUGCUUUAACCAGAAAUCAAGCCUUGAUCAACAUAAGAGAAUACACACAGGAGAGAAGCCAUUUUCAUGUUCAGAAUGUGGAAAAUGUUUCACAGAAAAAAAAAGUCUUACUAUACAUCAACGAAUUCAUACAGGAGAAAAACCAUUUUCAUGUUCAGAAUGUGGUAAAUGCUUUAUCAGGAAAUCAAAUCUUAAUAAACAUAAGAUAAUUCAUACAAGAGACAAGCUAUAUUCAUGUUUAGAGUGUGGUAAAUGUUUUGCAGAUAAUUCAUAUCUGGUUGCACAUCAGAGAAUUCACACAGGGGAAAAGCCAUAUUCAUGUUCAGAAUGUGGGAAAUGUUUUAACCACAAAUCAAGUCUUAAUCAACACAAAAGAAUUCACACAGGAGAAAAGCCUUAUUCAUGUUCAGAAUGUGGAAAAUGUUUCACAGAAAAAAAAAGUCUUACUAUACAUCAACGAAAUCACACAGGAGAAAAACCAUUUUCAUGUUCAGAAUGUGGGAAAUGUUUCACAGAAAAACGAAGUCUUACUAUACAUCAACGAAUUCACACAGGAGAAAAAACAUUUUCAUGUUCAGAAUGUGGGAAAUGCUUUAACCAGAAAUCAAACCUUGAUCAACAUAAUAGAAUCCACACAGGAGAGAAGCCGUAUUCAUGUUCAGAAUGUGGGAAAUGUUUUGGACAUAAAUCAGACAUUUUAAAACAUGAGAGAAGUCACACAGGAGUGAAGCCGUAUUCAUGUUUGGAGUGUAGGAAAUGUUUUAUUAAGAAAUCACAUCUUGAUCACCAUAAAAGAAUUCACACAGGAGAGAAGCCAUAUUCAUGUUCAGAAUGUGGGAAAUACUUUAACCACAAAUCAAGCCUUGAUCUACAUAAAAAAAUUCACACAGGAGAGAAGCCAUAUUCAUGUUCAGAAUGUGGGAAAUGUUUCAUAGAAAAAAGAUGUCUUACUACACAUCUGAGAAUUCACACAGGAGAGAGACCAUUUUUAUGUUCAGAAUGUGGGAAAUGCUUUGUUAGGAAAUCAAAUCUUCAUCAGCAUAAGAGAAUUCACACAGGAGAGAAGCCAUAUUCAUGUUCAGAGUGUGGUAAAUGUUUUACAGAUAAAUCAUAUCUGGUUGCACAUCAGAGAAUUCACACAGGAGAAAAACCAUAUUCAUGUUCAGAAUGUGGGAGAUGCUUUAAUCAGAAAUCAAGCCUUGUUCAACAUAAAAGAAUUCACACAGGAGAGAAGCCAUAUUCAUGUUCAGAAUGUGGGAAAAGUUUCACAGAUAAAAGAAGUCUUACUACACAUCAGAGAAGUCACACAGGAGAGAAACCAUUUUCAUGUUCAGAAUGUGGGAACUGCUUUGCCAAGAAAUUAAGUCUUGAUCUACAUAAGAGAAUCCACAGAGGGGAGAAGACAUGUUGA
This is a messenger RNA of Bufo bufo (common toad), 2699 nucleotides long. RefSeq names its product oocyte zinc finger protein XlCOF6-like. The coding region runs from base 99 to 2699 and encodes 866 amino acids. The record is from RefSeq and is a predicted model, not a curated record. Lineage: Eukaryota; Metazoa; Chordata; Amphibia; Anura; Bufonidae. The transcript has 3 exons.